Sinocyclocheilus anshuiensis is the source of this 4816-nucleotide messenger RNA. RefSeq names its product paired amphipathic helix protein Sin3b-like. Bases 462 to 4073 code for a protein of 1203 amino acids. The record is from RefSeq and is a predicted model, not a curated record. Gene Ontology annotation, cellular component: Sin3-type complex; chromatin. Gene Ontology annotation, biological process: negative regulation of transcription by RNA polymerase II. The transcript has 20 exons. Lineage: Eukaryota; Metazoa; Chordata; Actinopteri; Cypriniformes; Cyprinidae. Gene Ontology annotation, molecular function: transcription corepressor activity.
GCUGAGAUUCCGUACACUCCGCCCUCUUUCGGUUUGUGCGCAUGCGCUUUUCAAUUCUCCACAACUCCCUCCGUUUCCGGACGCUAGGAUCGAGCGCACAGCUGCCGCCGAAUUUAAAGAGACAUACACCAUUCGUUUAAAUACGACCAUUGGAAAAAAAAAAUACGUACAUUGUUUCUGGUUCUCUUCGUGGUUAUCGAUGGGGGCUCGCUAUUGAUCCGUACGCUUUAUGGUGUAGUUUUAGUAGGGAUUGAGAAGUCCGAACACACUUGGCUUGAGCUGGAAGUCUAUGCUGGAGUAACUGGGUGGCCGUCCGUAAAGUAGACUGGACUUGUGGGGGGAAGAGAGCUGGGUGGCCCCCCGAUACGAACUGAAUUUUGCACGCCAGAACAAACUGCAAACACGGAGGGACGGUAAAUCAUCGUGGCUUUGGUGGCUGUUGGUGGGGAAGGAAACGCACCAUGGCGAAAAUUCAGGCUCGCAGCAGCACUGCGAAGCAAAUCAACCAGAUCCAAGACAAGGCCUAUGUGGUUCAGAAGCAAGUCCAGCAGCAGCACUUUCAAAAACUAAAGUACUUUUCGGUGGAGGAUGCCUUAUCUUACUUGGACCAAGUCAAAAUACGGUUCGGAAAUGAUCCGGGAAUAUACAAUAAGUUUCUGGAUAUCAUGAAAGAGUUUAAGUCUCAAAGCAUUGACACACCAGGAGUUAUCAACAGAGUUUCUCAGCUCUUCCAUGGGCAUCCUGACCUUGUCCUGGGGUUUAAUGCCUUUCUACCGCCUGGCUAUCGGAUCGAAAUUCCCAAGAAUGGAAUGGCAUUUCUACAGUCCCCACUGUCCUCACAGGUCUCUCCAGGACCAGGAAGGAGCACGGGCAGCUCUGUGGUUAGUGCUUCUUCGUCAGCAGUGGCUGAAGCAGGGCCGGCUCCAAAUGAAGCUGUGACCUCUCCGGAGAGUGUCGCUUCAUCAUCUGGACCUCCUGAACAAUCAAGCAGGUUGUCACUUCCUCUGCCCAGCCGAGAGAGCCAAUCACAGCCGGCCACCACUUCGAUAUCCCCUCCCACCUCAGAGCCCAGCCCUGUGGAGUUUGACAGCGCCAUCAGUUACGUCAAUAAGAUCAAAAACCGAUUUUUGGACAACCCAGAAACCUACCGGGCCUUUCUGGAAAUUCUACAUACAUACCAGAAGGAGCAGCUGGAGGUGAAGGAGAGCAGAGGGCGUAGCACUGGAGGAAUGACCGAAGAUGAGGUUUUCUCUAAAGUGGCAAGCCUUUUCAAAGGCCAAGAGGAUCUGCUUGCAGAGUUUGGCCAGUUUUUGCCUGACGCAAAGAGAUCUCUGUUUACUGGAGGCUCUUUGCCUGGCAAAGACAAUCUGAAGAAAGCAGAGGACGAGGAAAUGAAUAAACAGAACAAGAAGAGGCCUAGACCCAUGUUAUUGCCUCACAUGACCCCACUUCUGAAGAAAAAAAUGAAGUAUUCCUAUUCCAAGGACCCAUCUUUUGCCUCUGUGGGAAAGCAUGGAGUUUUGCGGGAAUUCACAUUCUUUGACAAGGUUCGCUGUCUGCUCAGGAGUCAGGAGGUGUACGAGAAUUUCUUACGCUGCAUAGCUCUGUUCAAUCAGGAGGUGGUUUCAGGGGCCGAACUCCUGCAACUUGUGACUCCAUUCUUGGGGAAGUUUCCAGAACUGUACACCCAGUUUAAGUCAUUUUUGGGUGAUAAAGAGCUGUCUCAUGCCAUCACGGGCUUCUCUGAGCGCUACAUGGAAGGUGGAGGCAGAGAAGUGGAUUACGCCUCCUGUAAACGCCUGGGUUCCAGCUACAGAGCACUGCCCAAGACCUACCAGCAGCCCAAAUGCAGUGGCCGAACUGCUAUAUGCAAAGAGGUGCUGAAUGAUACCUGGGUCUCAUUCCCUUCCUGGUCAGAAGAUUCCACUUUUGUGAGUUCCAAGAAAACACCAUAUGAAGAGCAGCUUCAUCGCUGUGAGGAUGAGAGGUUUGAGCUGGAUGUUGUGCUUGAGACUAAUUUGGCAACGAUAAGAGUUUUGGAAAGUGUGCAGAAGAAAUUGUCCCGCCUUUCGCCAGAGGAUCAAGAGCGCUUCCGAUUGGAUGACUGUCUGGGUGGAACUUCUGAGGUCAUCCAGCGUCGAGCGAUCUAUCGUAUCUACGGCGACAAGGCUCCAGAGAUCAUAGAGGGGUUGAAGAGGAGUCCAGCCACUGCAGUUCCUGUCGUACUCAAAAGAUUGAAAGCUAAAGAGGAGGAGUGGAGGGAGGCCCAGCAGGGCUUCAACAAAAUCUGGAGAGAGCAAUAUGAGAAGGCGUAUCUGAAAUCACUGGACCACCAGGGUGUCAACUUCAAACAGAACGACAUGAAGGCUCUUCGUUCCAAGAGUCUUCUCAAUGAAAUAGAGAGCAUCUAUGACGAGCAGCAGGAGCAGAGCACAGAAGAGGGCUGCGUGGGCCAGCAAGGUCGUGACAGCUCGGGCACAGGUUCGACCAGCGAACCCCACAUGAUCUUCACUUACGAAGACAAACAGAUCCUGGAGGACGCCGCCUCCCUCAUCAUCUACCAUGUCAAGCGGCAGCCCACCAUCCACAAGGACGACAAGGACCACAUCAAGCGUAUCAUCCAGCACUUUGUCCCCGACCUCUUUUUCGCCCGUCGUGGAGAGCUUAGCGAGACAGAAGAGUUCACGGACGAGGAGGCCGAAGGUGAGGACAGCGCAGUCACAGGAGGCGGAGUCUCAACAACAGGCGGCCAGCAACAGCUGAAUGGCGAUUUCAGACGAAGACGAUGCACUUCCCCUCAGAGCAUGGACACCUCUAUGGCCUCCCGUGGCAUGAAUCCAGAAGGAGAGCCAGUGGAUCUGCGGGACCCAGAGGCUGAGCACCAGAAGGAGCUGGAUGGAGUCUACAACCUGUUCUUCGUCAAUAAUAACUGGUACUUCUUCCUACGGCUGCAUCAGACUCUGUGCUCACGGCUGCUGAAGGUUUACAGGCAGGCCGAGAGACAGUUACUGGAGCACAGGGCCGAGCAGAAUCGGGAACGGCUGCUCAUGGGAGAGGGGCGCAGAGAAAAGGCAAACGACCUGGCCAUGGAGCUGCGUCUAAAACAGCCUAGUGAGGUGGAGUUAGAGGAAUAUUACCCAGCGUUCUUAGACAUGGUACGCAGUCUACUGGAUGGAAACCUGGAGUCCACGCAGUACGAGGACACACUGAGAGAGAUGUUCACCAUCCAUGCUUACAUCGGGUUUACCAUCGACAAGCUCAUUCAGAACAUCGUAAGACAGCUUCAGCACUUGGUCAGUGAUGAAGUGUGUCUGCAAGUCACUGAGCUGUACCUGGCCGAGAGGAAGAGGGGUGCCGCUGGUGGCAAUCUCUCGUCCCAGUGUGUCCGUGCCGCUUGGGAGGCCAGCUACCAAUGGAAGGCUGAGAGAGUCAUGGCUGAGGAAAACUGCUUCAAGGUCAUGUUAAUUCAAAACAAAGGUCAGGUGACCUUAAUGAUGGAGUUGCUGGACACGGAGGAGGCCCAAGGCGAUGACCCACUGGAUAUUCAGAGCCUGUCGCAUUAUAUGGAGCAGUAUAUAGGAACUGAGUCUGUGUGCUCUCAGACAGAAGGGUACUACUUUAAGCCUGUGUUUCUACCCAGGAAUUUGAGGCAUUUCCGUGGCUGGCAGCUCAAGCAGGUGGAAGCCAUGCGCUGCCGGAGAGAGUGGCAUCGGAAGAUGGGUGUGGAGACAGCUGGGAACCUAGACUGCCGUUUCAAACUCAACACGCACAAGAUGGUGUUUGUGAUGAACUCCGAAGACUACAUGUACCGCCGAGGGGCCCUGGUGAAGGCUCGGAGGUCCCAGCACAGAGUAGCACAGGCCCAGCACGAGCACUUUGAGCAGUGGCACCGGGGCUGGUUGAGCGAGCACGUGUCCCCCGCCGCCGAACGCAGCGUGCAGGACUGGCUCAUGGGAGAAGAGGAUGAGGACAUGAUCCCCUGCAAGACCACCUGCCUGUCCAUGCAGAUCAAAGGCUUACAUGUCAACAGGUACCAGGUGCACUACAACAGCAAGGCCCCCGCCUCACCGUAACAACCUCAAGCCUUGGGAUGGAUUUCUGUGAUCUCUCUCUCUCUCUGUUUUCUCUCUUUGUCUCUUUCUCGCUCACUCUUUCAAAUGUCCAAGCUUAAAGAUGCUUGGCUGAAACACAGCGAACAGACAGGAGUGGUUUGAGGACAGACAGCUGCUCAAAAGAGGGAGUGCAUCAUUGAAAAGCAUCACAUCUCGACACUAGUGUCCAUCAUGAUCGAUGCAGUUACCAGACGUUUCAGAAAUGUGAAUGUCAAACUUUUUUUUUUUUUAAGAAAGUCCAUUGUAGUUUUUAGCUCCUGAAAACAGAGUUUUGUUUUGUUUAUACUGAAGUAUUGAGAGACUAGGUUUAAUGUAUGUCUACAACGUCUGUAUGUCUUUUUGUACAGUAAAUUCAAUUCAAGAGCUCGAGCAAUUGCAUAUAUACAGCAGAAAGAUUAUUCUGUGUGCAUUUUCUUGGCUAUGAAUGAUGACUUGGAAAAAUUAUGUUUCUCUGGCGCACUGGCAUCUUAUCCGUAACGUCCUUGUUUUAGUUUUCUGUUUAGUGUUCUUUGUUUUCAUUGUCUCUUAACUGAACAGAGGAUCGCCAGUGUUGUCCGUCAAUCACUGCUCAUAAUUUUGUUAAACAUCCAGAUCAUGUAUCAUAUCGAUCUCGCCAAAUCCUUGCUUUUGUUUGGUGUAAUUUUUACAUAUUAAAACAGAAAAAAGACAAAAUAUAAGUGUUUUGAAAAAAAGAAUGUAUAACA